AAGAGCCGGACAGGUGUAUUAACCUGACUGAGAAGCCAAAUGGAGUCUCUCCUGGUGUAUCUGAUCGUCCUCGGCGUGGCUGUGAAGGCGCACAAGGUUCAAAUCUGCCCCAAACGCUGCGUCUGCCAGGUGCUCAACCCCAACCUGGCCACGCUGUGCGACAAGAAGGGGCUGCUGUUCGUUCCCCCCAACAUCGACAGGCACACGGUGGAGAUGCGUCUCGGCGAUAACUUCGUCACCAGCAUCAAGCGCAAGGACUUCGCCAACAUGACCAAGCUGGUGGACCUGACGCUGUCCAGGAACACCAUCGGCUCCAUCGCGCCGCACGCCUUCAAAGACCUGGAGAACCUGCGAGCGCUCCAUCUGGACAGCAACCGUCUCACCCGCAUCACCAACGACACCUUCAGCGGCAUGUCCAAGCUGCACCACCUCAUCCUCAACAACAACCAGCUCACCCACAUCCACAUCGGUGCCUUCAACGACCUGACGGCGCUGGAGGAGCUGGACCUGUCCUACAACAACCUGGAGAGCGCGCCAUGGGUGGCCAUCCAGAGGAUGUCCAACCUGCACACGCUCAACCUGGACCACAACAUGCUCAGCUACAUCCCAGAGGGAACCUUCUCCGGGUUGCAGAAGCUGAAGAGGCUGGACGUGACCUCCAACAAGCUCCAGAAGCUCCCUCCCGACCCCAUCUUCCAAAGAGCCGGAGUGCUGGCUACGUCGGGGAUAAUGGGGCCUUCGUCGUUCGCGCUGAGCUUCGGCGGAAACCCUCUGAGGUGCAACUGCGAGCUGCUGUGGCUGCGGCGGCUGCGGAGGGAGGACGACCUGGAGACCUGCGCUUCGCCGCAACACCUCGCCGGGCGAUAUUUCUGGACGGUUUCGGAGGAAGAGUUCCUGUGCGAGCCUCCUCUCAUCACCAGACACUCUCAGGAGCUGCGAGCGUUGGAGGGCCAGAGCGUGACGCUGCGCUGCAAAGCCCGAGGAGACCCCGACCCCGUCAUCCACUGGAUCGCCCCCGACGGACGCCUCAUGUCCAACUCGUCCAGAGCCGCCGUCCACACCGACGGGACGCUGGACAUCCUCAUCAGCACCGUCAAGGACUCCGGUUCCUUCACCUGCGUGGCCUCCAACCCGGCCGGAGAGGCGCAGCAAACGGUGGAUCUGGUCAUCGCUAAGCUCCCUCACAUCACCAACAACACCAUCGCCGAGCAGGAACCCGACCCCGGCUCGUCGGACAUCGCCACGGUGACCAAGACGGGGGCGGAGGCGGGAGUCGUCCCUCUGGGAAACGCCAAGACGAGCCAGGAGAAGAAAGUGGUGAUCGCCGAGGCCACGUCCACGUCGGCGCUGGUCAAGUUCAACUUCCACAGGAGCAUCCCGGGAAUACGGAUGUUCCAGAUCCAGUACAACGGAACCUACGACGACUCUCUGGUGUACAGGAUGAUUCCCCCGACCAGCAAGAACAUCCUGGUGAACAACCUGGCGGCCGGGACGCACUACGACCUGUGCGUGCUGGCGAUCUACGACGACCAGGUGACGGCGCUGACGGCCACCAGGGUCAUCGGCUGCGUCCACUUCACCACCGAGCCGCAGUACCUCAGGUGCCACUUCAUGCAGUCGCAGUUUCUCGGCGGCACCAUCGUGGUCAUCAUCGGGGGGAUCAUCGUGGCCUCGGUGCUCGCCUUCAUCAUCUUCCUCAUCGUGCGCUACCGGGUGUGCAACCAAGGGGAGGCAGAUAAGGCACUAGAGAUGGGGGAUAUCCGCUCGCUGAGCAGUGAUGGACAGCUACAAGGCUGCGGGAUUCCCAAGUCCCUCUCUAAGCAGGUUCUGCGUCCGGAGAAGAAUGACAAGGAUUGUCUCCGAGUGUCCCUGCCGCCUCCGGAGCCGACGAAGCAGCGACCGCCCGUCGCCGUGGCCUCCACGAAGCCCUCCGUCCCCGACUGCACCGUCUCCACCUCGGCCGGCAGUCACAGCUGGCACCCGGCCUCCCCCGGCGCCCCGAGGCCCAAACGCUUGGAGUCUCGUCGAGCCGAAGCGCAGGUCGACGUCGAGCUCGACAACAUGAACCGGAAUAACUCGUCUGAGGUCAAAAUGGCCAUCGCCAUCGCCCUCACCGUACCCGGCCAGCCCACCAAAUGGACUGCGGUUCCCAGAGGCCCGCGGCCACAGCAAGCCGCUCGGCACUACAUGACUGUGCCUGCAGGGGCGGCCAGGGUGAACCGCAGGCACUCUCUAAACGCAGACUCAUACAGGGAGCGCUGCUACGUGGCCUACCCCAAAACCGGCGCCAGCCUGCGGUCCAAACGCAGCCUGUCGAUGAGCGGCGAGCUGCCGCAGCUCGAGGGCUCGACAAACAUUCACCGGGCCAGAGACAAGCUCUCCAGGUCCGAGUGGCUUCUGGAGAGCACUUUAUGAUUUCAAGUUCUGCGUGGUCUUGUUUUCCUUGGAUUGGAUUUGCGGCCCGUCGCGGAGCAGGCAGGGAUUUUAUGCCUUGUUUUCGAGCUUUGGUGCUCUUUAUGGAGGAACCUGUAAAAGCUUCUCCGGUGUAUCUGGGGGAAGGCAGGCUCACAGGGUUACGGGAAAUGUUUCACAUUUGUUUUCUACCUUAUAACCUAUCAAAGUCUUCUUUAUAACGACGUUUGAUCAAACUUUGAAAGGCACAACGAUGUAUAAACCAAGUUCAUGUACAAAAAUGUUUAGUUGUGUGAGAUACUGUAUAUCUCAGUACAACCUAAGUGUUCAUGUGGUAUUGAAUGCAGUAACCUGGACAUACUGUAUUAUAACAAAGAAAACAUCACGCAGGGGAUGAGGUUAUUAUACUCGCAGUCUCAUUGCCUGUUACUUAAAGUGAUACAAUCUCUGUAGACUCCGAACACGAUUCUUGUCUCCAGCGCUACAGACAGACGGUGACAUGUCUUAAUUACCUUGGCGAUGGUUUGGAGAGAUUACGAAUGUGCUUUACAUCCCAGAGGUGUAGGAACAGAAUGUAGGAGACAGACGCUGCUCCGUGGUUUCAUGCCGACGCUCCCAGACACAGCACAAUGCAGCAUUUUUUUCGUGGCACAGCCUAAUACUGCCCUCCGGUUUGAAUCGAUACAUUUUUAUCACAUAAUUACAUAAAGACUCAGCUCUGAUAGGAUUCCUGUCGUGACCGAUUUGAGUGACAAUUGCAGCGAGCGGGCGACGGCGUGACAGGUGCACGAAGUAAUCAGAUAUCACGUGUGAGCGGGAACACGGUUCAUUUCCAUAUUUUUUACUUACUGACGUUAUCAUGUCACGCCGAUGACAACCAUUGUAAAUUAACUUGUCGAUGUAAGAGAAACGAUAAUCACAAGAAUGGGAGGACGUCCGCUCUUGAUUUUGCUGUUGUUUCUGUUUGAUGUUUACCAGUAUAAAUAAACCAGUGAUAAAAGGGA
Stegastes partitus (bicolor damselfish) is the source of this 3416-nucleotide messenger RNA. It is a transcript of the gene lrfn5b, whose product is annotated as leucine rich repeat and fibronectin type III domain containing 5b. The coding region runs from base 40 to 2415 and encodes 791 amino acids. Gene Ontology annotation, molecular function: protein binding. The transcript has 6 exons. The record is from RefSeq and is a predicted model, not a curated record. Lineage: Eukaryota; Metazoa; Chordata; Actinopteri; Pomacentridae.